GAAACCUUUUUGAACUGCUAUUUUCAAGUGAUCUCAAUAAGAAUUUAAUUUUAUUAUUUUGAAGGAAUUAAACGUUAUUAUGGAUAGUGUUGAGAAUAUUCGUGUUGGUACGCUUCCACCUGACUCGCCUUACAUGAAGCCUUUUAGAUUGUAUUACGUACAGAAUGGCAAAGAGAAGAAUUGGGACCUUAUUAGAGCUCAUGAUAGUGUUGCAAUUAUCGUCUUUAACAAGACCAGGAAUGUCUUAAUAGCUGUCAAACAGUUUAGACCGGCAGUUUACUAUGGACUAGUAGCUGAAGAGUAUGAAAAGACAGGAAAGGUUGAUCUACAGAAGUUUCCACCAAAAGAUGCCAUUACAAUGGAGCUUUGUGCUGGAAUUAUCGACAAAGAUUUGCCAACCAAUGAAAUAGCAAGAGAAGAGCUCAUAGAAGAAUGUGGAUAUGACGUGCCUGUAGAAAGAAUUGAGGAAGUCAUGCAAUUUAGAAGCGGUGUUGGAACUACUGGAUCUUUACAGACUUUAUAUUAUUGUGAAGUAACUGAUUCUGAUAAGGUUGAAGGAAGUGGGGGUGGCAUCGGCGAUGAAAUUAUUGAAGUCGUUGACAUUCCAUUAGAUGAAGCUAGGGAGAUCAUUAAACAAGGUACGAAGCAUACAAGUCCGCCAGGAUUCUUAUUCGGUAUUUUAUGGUUCUUGACUAAUAAGGCAUCAAAAUUAUAACUUGACUACAUUCCCACUGACUCACAACGUUCUAAAGGAAAUUAAAUAUUUUAAGGCACAGAAUCAAUUCUAUUUUAGCGAUUAUGAAUUCUUUUAUUUUUCCUUGAAUUAUAUAAUUUGUUUAAAUUAUAAUACGAUAUAUUUAUGCAAAAAUUGGG
Molecule: messenger RNA, 873 nt
Organism: Chironomus riparius
Lineage: Eukaryota; Metazoa; Arthropoda; Insecta; Diptera; Chironomidae
Source: the annotation of a GenBank genome assembly